CGGUUGCAGUUACGUAAGGUGGGAAGACGUUCGAGAAGUUCAGUGUAAGUUUUGCGAAGGUUUCGGCGUCCUAAAUCGACCUGGCAUUGAUUUGAUAAAGCGGUGCGUGCGAGACUGAAGAGAAUUCAACAUUUUAAAGGACAACGUUAUUCUGCACCCGUUUUUGCUGUUUUGAGAAACCAAUAACAAAAGAUCGGGGAACAUGAAGGUGUGUGUGAUUGGAGCUGGGGUCAUCGGCCUGUCCACUGCUCAGAGCAUCUACCAACACUUCCACGAUAGGGUCACCCCUCUCACCAUAGAGGUGUAUGCGGAUGUCUUCACGCCACUCACCACCAGCGACGGGGCAGCCGGACUCUGGCAGCCCUAUCUCUACGACAAGGGGAAUGUGCGAGAAACUAAAUGGAACAAAGAGACGUUUGACUAUCUUCUAAGCUUUCUAAGCUCUCCAGAGUCAGUUAAAAUGGGAAUCUUUCUUGAGUCUGGCUACAACCUUUGCACCGAGCGUGUACCGGAGCCCUCGUUUAAAGACACAGUGCUGGGUUUUCGACAGCUGACUGAACGUGAACUACAAUUGUUUCCUGGAUACAGCUAUGGGUGGUUUAAUACUGCUCUUAUGAUUGAAGGAAAGACAUACCUGCCCUGGCUUAUGGACUGGUUAAGACAAAGAAACAUCAAGUUUUAUCAGAGGAACGUUCAAUCAUUUAAAGAGUUGGCAGACAGUGGUGCUGAUGUCAUCAUCAACUGCUCUGGUGUUCGGUCGGGUGAACUGCAGCGUGACCCUGAUCUCAAGCCUGGCAGAGGUCAAAUCAUUAAGGUAGAUGCUCCCUGGUUGAAGCACUGGGUCCUUACACAUGAUUUCUCAGCAGGUGUCUAUAAUUCGCCUUACAUCAUACCUGGGAGCCGUUUAGUCACUGUGGGUGGAGUAUUUCAAGUAGGAAACUGGAAUCAGCAGAACAGUUCUGUCGAUCAUAAACAAAUUUGGGAAGCAGCCUGCAAGUUUGAGCCCAGUCUACAGCUCGCACGGAUAGUAGAAGACUGGACUGGUCUCAGGCCUUCACGCAGCAAAGUUAGACUGGAAAGAGAGACCAUACAGUCUGGACCAAACUCAUUUGAGGUCAUCCAUAACUACGGACACGGAGGUUUUGGACUGACCAUCCAUCGCGGAUGUGCCGAAGAAGCUGCGCGACUCUUUGGAGGCAUCUUGGGACAGAAAGGCUUGCUAGCACACUCUAAAUCACGUCUUUAACAGAUCUAGACACCAACAAUAUUUGUCAUACUGAUUACAGAAGAAAACAGAUUUACUGAGUUGUGGAAUACAUUUGAUGUACAUGGAUGUACAAGGAUACCACUGACAAUGAAAGAUUAUCAUAAUACAGCUGGAAUGUCAAGUCUAAACAAUAAAUAAAGACGUUUUUGCUUUC
This is a messenger RNA of Triplophysa rosa, 1421 nucleotides long. RefSeq names its product D-amino-acid oxidase-like. The record is from RefSeq and is a predicted model, not a curated record. NCBI's taxonomy places the organism in Eukaryota, Metazoa, Chordata, Actinopteri, Cypriniformes, Nemacheilidae. Bases 203 to 1246 code for a protein of 347 amino acids. Gene Ontology annotation, molecular function: FAD binding; D-amino-acid oxidase activity. The transcript has 11 exons.